This is a messenger RNA of Symbiodinium pilosum, 360 nucleotides long. The record is from the annotation of a GenBank genome assembly. Lineage: Eukaryota; Dinophyceae; Suessiales; Symbiodiniaceae.
GUCUGGAAGGUGUUCAAGACCGGCUCUGUGUUUGAAGAUCGCUUCUUCGACGAGGACAUCCAUGCUUGCAAGAAGGCAGCGGAGCUCAUCGAACGCUUCAACCGCCGCAACUGCCGGCUAGAUUGUGCUGUCCCCAUGGUGCACCUUAACAAACCAGAGGUCUGGGUGCAGCAAGUUUCAAAGAAGCAAGGGCUGGUCGAACCUUUCAUCCACGGCCGCUAUGAGAAGUUCAACAGCAACACCGGAUGGGCCGAUGCAAGUCACGACUUGAUGCAGGCUCUGAGCCAUUACUCCUGGCACGCAUCCGAAGGGGAGUACUUGCUCUGUGACCUUCAGGGUUCCUUCAGAGAUGGUUGCUGA